This is a messenger RNA of Planococcus citri (citrus mealybug), 6105 nucleotides long. It is a transcript of the gene Gp210, whose product is annotated as nucleoporin 210. The coding region runs from base 146 to 5695 and encodes 1849 amino acids. The transcript is spliced from 18 exons. The record is from RefSeq and is a predicted model, not a curated record. NCBI's taxonomy places the organism in Eukaryota, Metazoa, Arthropoda, Insecta, Hemiptera, Pseudococcidae. Gene Ontology annotation, cellular component: nuclear pore.
UCCAAGCAAAAAAGAUCAAAAAAAUUUUGAGCUGAGAAGUUCUCAAAAAAUUCAAAAACCGAAAUGAACGUUAUUCUAUACACCGGUUAUUUUAAUUUUUAAUUAAAAGUUCCUAUUGAAAAUGGUUGUUUAAAAGUUAAGAAAAAUGAAUUACUUCUUACGAGUGUUAGUUUUAGCUUGUGUGCUUGGCCCUUGUGUGGGAUCCAAGUUGAGUUUACCUCGUGUUUUAUUACCGCUCUCCAAGUCUUCACCAACGAAUUUCACCCUGAAAGUAUCGAGCAAUGGAUGUUAUACUUGGACGCUGUCAAGAUUGGACAUUGUACAAAUCAUCCCACAAGAUUUGAACAAAAAGUUGGACUGUUCUUCGGAAGUAAUCCUGAUGACAAUUACCAAGGAAUUUAUUCGGAACACCGUUAUCGUUCUGGUUGAAGAAGUAACUACGAAAGAAGUUCUACGAUGCGAUGUAAUUGUGGAUGUCAUCUCCUCUCUUCAGAUCAUCACCAAAACUCGCCAGCUGUACGUUGAAGAAUCACCUGAAAUUUUCGAAGUGCGAGCUUACGAUAAACAAGGCAACGAAUUCUCUACUCUGGAAGGCAUUCAGUUUGUUUGGAGUGUUAGUAGUGGUAAUGCGCAAGAUUUAUCGAGCAAAAAUGACGUUAUACGGUUUAUCAAUUUUAAGGACUCGUAUUAUGAAAUACCUUCGAAAAUUCACGAUGUAGAUGCUCAAGUUUCCAAAGAGUACAUGGUUUUAUUAGAAGGCGUUAAAACUGGAACUGCUAAUGUUUCUGUUGAGCUGGGUCAUCAUGAAUACCGUAGUGUUCCACCUACCACCGUUCAGUUAAACGUUAUCGCGAAUCUUCUAAUAGAACCUGCUGACUUGUAUAUUUUGCAAGGCGAUAUCGCUCAUUACAAAUUGUUACAAGUGAAAAAUGGUCGAUUCGUCGAAUUACCUUUACCAUCAAACCAAUAUUCGUUAGUCAUCGAGGAUGAAACAGUUGCUAGGCAGCUACGACCUUGGAUCAUAGAAGCUUUGAAAGUUGGCGGAACCAAAUUGAUGCUUUCUGAUGUGAACAGUAAAAUGUCGCACAAAGAACGAAAAACGUAUUUACCUUCGGUGAACUUGAAUGUAGUUGUACCUGCUUAUAUGAGUCUCGUAACAUUGCCGAAUAAUAAUUGGAUUACCGUACUUUAUCAAUCAAAUACUAUUGUCGCAGAAUUGUAUGAUAGCAAUAACCAUAAAAUCCAUACUGGCCCGUACACCGUGAUAAAAAUGAAUAUCGAAAACAAAUUCAGAGCAACAGAAACGGCGGCAAACGGCAGCUAUGUUAUCGGGUAUCCUGAAGCCACAGGAAUAGUUCAUGUUCACGUUAUAUUCAAUUCUGUUCGUUCUAAUGACCAAAGAUUGAUCUCGUUCAAUGAGUUACACGCAGAAGCUGAUCUCACUGUGUAUGAUCCCUUAGCCAUCAAUCCGUCUGAAAUUCGGAUACCAUGGGAUGCUGAAGAAUCUCCCAAAUUGAAUUAUCCGUUACACGUGACCGGAGGCGACGGUUUGUACCAGUGGAGCAUUUCCGAUACUCAUAUUGCAAUCGUUACGCAGGCGGGAAUCGUUAAACCGAAAAGUAUCGGUCGUACAAAAGUCACCGUUUCGUUGCCUAAAAAUCCAGCUUUACAGGCCUCAGCUGGAGUACUCGUUCAGCCUCCUUCUAAGCUGGUCAUCGUGCGUAGUACAAUCGACGGAGAAAUUGGCUCACCCGUAUUUUUGGCUGUUGCCUUAUUCUAUAGUUUCGAAACUUCGACCGGUAUUAGGAAAUCCGCGCUAUUCACCAACUGUACAGGAUUCCCAUUCGAUAUAAACAUUCACAGUGGAGACUUCUACUAUAAUUCGAGUAGCCACGCUGUAACUCCAUCAGAUGCGUGUACCACUUUGGGCAUCAUUGGCAAAGUAGCUGGUAGUACUUCGGUGACAGUAUCGUAUCGUGCCGAAAACCAGAUUUUACAAGACUCGGUUACCAUAGCAGCCUACGAACCUUUACGUGUAUUGAGUCCGGAUACUGGCAAAACGGUGCUAUCAGUUGGAGCCCAGAGAUACGUUGUCUUUGAAGGUGGUCCUUCCAGAAACAGUAAAGGCCAUAAGGUCGAUAUAGAUAGCGAUAAAAGUGUAAUGGCCAUUGAACAAACGUACGACGGAAUCAACAACAAACGUAUUUUCUUAGUAACGUGUCAAAAUCUCGGCAAAGGAUUCAUCUCAUUACUAGAAAAAAGUUUGGUGGACAUGGAUGGAUUAUCAGUUCCGGUGAAAAAACAAGUCCAUAUCGAGUGUUCAAAUCCGACAGCUUUUGCUUUAUCAGCCGAUAUUUUGGAUAAAAAUUCAGCUUGUCCGAUUGUAUUCCAAGAUGCGAAUACCGUACUGAAUAAUAAACCGAUCAUCGUACGAAUUAGUGUUACAAACAAUCAAGGCGAAGUGUUCGAUAACGCAACAAGUCUGGAAGUAAAAUGGGCACUAUCAGACGAAAGUCUCGGCGAAAUAAAUUUCCAAGACGCGAUUAAAUUACAAGAAGAUAUCAAACCGAACUACAAGCUACCUUUGUACCAUUAUCAAAUCAUCACGCCAUCCUCUAAAAUCGGAUCUUUAAUUGUUACUGCGAGAAUAAUGAAUUAUAAGAAAUCCUGGCUCCAAACACUCAGUAUCAACUCGGAUGAGAAAACGUUGAAGAUAAAGGAUUUGCGUGAGACUUUGACCCUCAAAUUGGUCGAUAACGUACGUAUAUCGCCGCCAUUUAUAUCGUUGUAUAAUUAUCCGGAAAACGUAGCGGUAUUCCAUAUCAGUCACGGUUCGGGAUUCUACAAUAUCACAUCGGAUGCCGGUAAAGCUGCUCAAAUUAAUUUUUCCGAAAUUUCCAAAAGUGUGGAAAUCGUGCCAUACUUACCAGGCACGUUCAAAUUGAAAGUAAAAGACGAAUGUUUCAACUCCGAGUCAGUCAGCGCCGAAGUACUCAUCUUGACCGUAUCUCAAAUUAACGUCGACGUACAAGAUAAAGUUGAAAAAGGAAAAACUAUCAAAGCUUAUUUGACGUUGAUUGAUUCCGAAGGUAACAUCGUAUCUAAGAAGGAUCUUCUAAACGUUAAACUAGAAUCCGAUACGAAUAUUGUUCAUGUAAAUUGCGAUACCGUCGAACGUUCUAGGAUAAUUUGUACGAUCCGAGGUCUAGAAUUAGGAUUUGCCAAUCUAGUAUUCACUUCGGGAUACGGCGAAUCGAUUGUACGUAGUAAAUCGAUCGGUAUCCAGGUUUAUCCGCCUUUGCAAAUUUUUCCCAAGAAUACGACCCUUAUUCCGGGAGCUUCGAUACAACUUGAAGCGAAAGGCGGUCCUCAACCUCACUGCGUUAUUGAGUUCAGCGUCUCGAAUAAUAUCAUUAAAAUUGACAACGCCGGCAACGUGAUCGGUAAAGAGAUCGGAGAAACUAUUGUGACUGGAAACGCUGUUGAAAUACAAGCAAACGGAGAUAAGACUGUGUAUUCUAGCAGUAAGGUCGUGAUAUACGUUGUUCAUUUGGAAGGUAUCCGCAUACAGACUCCUAUAACCACCAUCAAAAGUAACGCAAAGGCGCCUAUUUGGGUUGAAGCGAUCCCGUAUCAAAUUUCACCUCUAGUUUUAGCUUCGGUAACUCCGCCAUUAUCUUUCAAAUGGGAUGUAUCGUCUCCCGAUAGCGUUGUUUUGGAGCAUAUUUUCCAGGAUACCGGUGUAAAAGUUUCUGACAGCGAUAAAGUAUCGAUGAGAUUGAAAUCUCUCAAAAAAGGAAACGUAGUCAUUUCUGUCAACGUGACAACGCCUCGAAGUAUUCGUAAUAUAGCUAGCGACGGAAGACAUGUUUUCUUCGAUUCCAUUACGGUUAAAGUAUUCGAUGAAUUGUUAGUUUCUAACCAAGAUCGCAGUCCGGUGUUGUUGCCUCCGGUGACCAAUUAUGAUUUGAAGACCAACAAAGACAAGCUGUCACGAGUAUUAUUUGCAAAUAACGCUCAUUCUUGUGGCCGAACAUCUGUUUUUGACGUAAAUAACAAAGGAGUGGUGUCCACGUCGAAUGUAUAUGGUGUGGAUUGUUUAGCAGUAACUUCGAUCGAAGAAGAGGAGAUAUCUCAAAACGCUUUGAUUUGCGUAGAAGUUUUACCAGUUAAAUACAUGAUGUUGAGUGUAAUCCCUGAAUUACAAGUCGAUCCUGAAAUUUCUAUUUAUGGUUUACCUAAAGGAGUACGAUUACCGUUUGAAAUAACUUAUCACGAUAAUUACGGUCGUCAAUUCGCAUCGACUAAAAAUGUAGCCGCCUUUCAACUGAGUAAAAUUGACAAAAUUAGAGUAUCUGAGAUCGAAAAUAAUAAAAUUUAUGUCGAUUUAUUGGAUUACGGUUCGACGAUAUUGAAACUGUACGACGAAGAUGAGUCAUUGAUGCCGGAUUUCGUUAGAAUAAACACAGUUCCCUAUAUUCAACCUGAUAAAGUGAAGAUGGUAGUCGGUGACGUAAUAUGUUUCAACGCUCCUGCUAUUACCGAUGAAGGCUCGAUCUGUAUGUGGAAUACAAGCAACGAGAAUGCUUUGGCGAUAAACAAAUGGACCGGUUUAGCGGUGGCCAAAUCGGAACAAUCUAACGUCAUUGUUUCGUACCAAUGCAGUAACGAUGUGAAAAUUAUCACCACAGCUGACAUAUACGCGUUGCAAAAAGUUGAAAUCGUAUCUAAUAAAGUUGAGAAUAUAAGCAACAACGGUAAACGUUUCGUUGUUCCUUUGCGAUUGCUGAACAGAGCUGAUAAUUCAGAUAUCGACGAGAAAAUUAAACAGUUUUCGAAGAAUUGCCCCAAGAGUGAUAGUGCAUUUUAUCCAUACGAAUGUGAAAUCAAAUUCAACGAAGGUUUCACCGCGUUCGAUAUAAGCAGCGUUUUCAAAACGUAUCCUCAUUUUGAUAUUACUAAUGGACACUCUUGCGUAAUUGAAUCGGCCAGUGUUAACACGCCUCAGUUGAGUAAAAUCGAUGCCAAAGUAACCUUGAAGGUUACAUGGGGAAGAUAUCACACUGUAACGACAAUCAUUCCGUUCAAACCCGCUAUAUUUUUCGACUCUGAGAAGCUCGUGAUUAACGAUGAGAAACCUACCGAUUAUAUUCGUUUGGUUGGAUCACCCUCAGUAUUGAAUAACGUUCAAAUUGUACCGUCGAACGCCAAGUUCAUCGCAGUUAGAGAAGAAACCGAUGAGAUCGCAAAUCUCGCCAAAUUCGCCGUGUACGUGAAACCGGCCUUUUUGAAAGAUGCUCAUUGUCCCUCAACUGACCUUAGCGUUACAGUCGUAUCGGAAUUGACUAAUCAAAACGUGAAGAUUCCUAUCAACGUCAAUGUGAACGCGGAACGUUACGCUGUGCCGAGUGAUUUGAGUGAAACGGUGACUCACUUUAUGGAAGAUCACUCAUUCAAGGUGUUCGUAGGCGUUAUUGUAGGUCUUAUUAUUUACGUGGCAGCUAUGAAAAUAUUCAACAGAAAAAGUGUAGACGAUGCUAGAGAUGUAACAUUCAGAUCUUUAGAUAUGUCUCAUAAUCGUAGCCAUUUGUCGGAUAGUUCUCCUCCUGGAUUAUAUAGAUAUUCGAAACCGAGUUUAGAACAAAUGCAAAUGAUGUAUAAUCGAUCACCGACCAAGAUCUCAAGAAGGCAUUAGAAAAAAAAUCAUCAUUCUUUUAUUUUUAUGUAUAAGUAUAUUUCGUUUUGUUUCGAUGACUUGGAAAAAGUAUUAUUCGGUUGUGCAGCUGUAACCAUGAACUACGUUGUGAAUGCUCCUCGAACAUGUUUCCAAAAUUAGUACUUAAGUUGUGCCUGAUGAAAAAUAAUUUGUGUGAUAUAUUUUUAAGCGGUAAGUAUUUUCUCUUAAUUAUUUAAGAGUUAUCUUCUUCAAAUUGAAGAGAGUUUCUUAACUAUGUUUUUUUGUAAUCGAGUCACAUUCUACAAGUUUUAUAUUAAGAUUUGCGAUUAUUGUUUUGUUCAUAAGGUGUUCUUUGUUUUUUGUAAAAAAAAAAAAAAAUAAGUAUGAUUUUUUUCGUGUAUAAUUAUAAAACCUUUUUGACGGUGUUA